Pocillopora damicornis (cauliflower coral) is the source of this 2624-nucleotide messenger RNA. RefSeq lists its product as uncharacterized. The record is from RefSeq and is a predicted model, not a curated record. Lineage: Eukaryota; Metazoa; Cnidaria; Anthozoa; Scleractinia; Pocilloporidae. Gene Ontology annotation, cellular component: cytoplasm. Gene Ontology annotation, biological process: signal transduction. Gene Ontology annotation, molecular function: protein binding.
AGAGUCAAAAGCUUGAAGGAGGUGAAGUGUCGAGUUGGAUUUUUCCGCGCCAUGGAGUGAAAAUGAGGAGUCCUUUUGGGCUCAAAGAGAAAGGGAAAAUUUUACAAAGAGCUACUAAAUCAUGUCAGAGCCUCUUGGAUCUGCGUGGUCUGCACAUUGCCAGCAUACCUAAUGAAAUCUUUGCAAAGCCUUUGGUGGAAAACUUGAUAGUUUUAGAACUAAGUUUUAAUGGCCUCCAGUCACUUCCCAGUUGUAUUUGCCAACUGGUUAGUUUGGAGGAACUUUACCUUGGACAUAAUAACUUAAAAAUUUUGCCCAAAGAAAUUGGAGAUCUUCCAGCCUUGACAAGACUUGAUCUGGUACAUAAUGGUCUUCAAGAAGUCCCAUUUUGCAUUUCAAGAUUGAGAACUCUAGAGUGGGUUAAUCUGGCUGGGAACCUGGUGGAAGUUUUACCACCUUGGUUGCUUCUUCUACCAAACCUUCAACAUUUGUACCUUGUACGUAACCUCAUUGAAAACAUCCCCAGGGAUUGUUAUCUUCAAGGAAUAGAUUGCAUGCGCAGGUACUUUAGAUUGCCUUGCACUAGAGAUGCUAGUGACAGAAACUGCCACACAAAUUUGAGGCUAUUGUCUCCUCAAAGAAAAUGCUUUACAAGACCAAAGCUGCGCUCAAAUACUCUGGACAGACCCCUGUUGUUGUCUGAAAGUGAACCAGAUGUAGGAUUUAAAAAGUUAGUCUGUGAGCAGACCUCCCCUAGUUCAAGAUGUUCACCAGUUGAAGAUGAUUCCAUGAUUUCCGCAUCCUUGCCUGUGGAAACUUUACCAGGUAAAUACGUCGAGCAACAUCAGAACAUUGUAUCCAAUUUGGAAAAGGCUCAUCAGAAUGAACUUUGCCUGGUUAAACAACAGAAAAGCAAGCUUCUUCACAAGCAGGAGCUUAGAAAAAAAAACAUUGACUCCUUGCGUAAGAUGAAAGAACAGUGUAAACCGGCACCAUUUCCUUAUACAAGAAGGAGGUUAGAUUUUAGCCUGGAUCUUGAGAGUCUGAACAGAAGAAGACCAAGAUGCUUGACUACAAGUGAAUAUGGAACUUGUUCCUCCAUUACAGAGAGCAUUGGAGUAAGGGAGCAUUCGUUCCUAAACAGAAAAGAUUCUCUUUUGAGUUUUCAAUCAUCUACUUCACUAGAUGAUGCUUUCAACAACAAUUUACCAGCAAAUCUGAGGCAGAGAAAGCUCUCAAGUGACAGUGGCAGCUCCUGUUUGAGUGAAGUUUCUGAAAAUGACUGUUACAUCAAUGACUCUGACUUAGAGUCAGUUAUUGACCGACGUAGACACAUAAGUCUGGGAGACAUCUGUGUUAUUAUCCCAGAGGAAAAUAUCACUGGCCAUCUGCAGUCAGAAUUUCAUCUGGAGGUGUUAGAAGAUAUGUCAUUUGCUCCUACACUCAAGAGUCGGGAGGUGCUUGCUAGUGAAGUUAUUGAGAUGACACCACAUGGAGCCGAGUUUUUCAAAGAUGAUCCAGCCAUCAUCAGUUUUCCUUUUGAUGUUAAAGUUGGAAGGUACGAUGUUGUCACUUGUCUUUGCAGCAACACUGGUUUUGGGCAGAGAACAAGUUGGGAAAAAAUGAAUCCAAGUGACUACAAGGUCUUCACUUCUCAUGUAGAAAUCAGAGCCUACCAUUUCAGUCUUUUUGCGAUUGUGGUAACAAAAGGCUACCCUGAAGCUCGCAAGACCAUAAAAGCUGGUAUAGGUGGUUGUCUCCACAUCCCCGAAGUCCCUGGAAUAGAAAUUCUCUUCCCAGACACAUCAUUACUUCAUGAUAUUGAAGCAUCUGUGAAGGUUCUUUAUGCAGAUCACCCUUAUGAUGUUGAUCAUUCUGACCCAGAGGCAUUAGCACUUGCUACACCAGUUGUCCAACUUGGUCCUCAUGGCUGUGUGUUUAAUCUACAUUCUGCUGACUCUGUGACUGUGCGCCUUCCACUUCCAGAUGGCAAAGAGAUUUUAGAGAGGUAUGGAGACAGGCAGCUCACAUUUUGGUGUAGUUCUACAACAGAUGGAGAAGAUCUCCAGUGGCAGCAGUUCUAUCCUAGGUUUUUCCACAUUGAUAAUGAUGACAAUGCUCUAUGCUCUGUAUACUUCUCUGUGGAGCACUUCUCUUUCGUUAGAGUUCUCUGGAACAUCAUUGAUACCAUCUUGUGGGAAGCCAAGCUGGGUGCCUCUAGUAUCAUUCCUCUGUUCCAAUUCAGUGUUUCCUUUCAAGCUUUGAUGUCAGAAGUGAGCGAGAAUGGGCUGAGGUUUGGCCUUUGUAUAGCGUGCUACAGAUUUGGUAAACCUUUGGAGGACAUUGGCAAUUUUCCUACUGUUGUUGGUAAAUGUAUUGCACCGAGACUGCUACACACAGGAAGGCUGCAAAUCAGGUUGGAAUCAGAUCAUUUUGACACAGACACCUCAAUUGGUGUUAAAGAUCUUGUAGCUGUGGAGAACUUCACUGGCCAUCCAUUUGUGAUUCAGUUUGGAUGUCGAUUUAAGGGAGAGCCACCAUAUGGAAACUUUGGUAAUGUUUUUGUGGAUGAACUAUCAAAGAGUGGUGAAAACAAGCCAGUUUUCUCUUUCCUCUUAAAUAGG